AUAAAUUUUCGUGUCCGAGCUAGAAGGUAGGUUGGCACUUCUUAUUCUGAUAUCCAAUGUGUAUGUUGGUCAGCCUGCUGAGUAAAUAUAUAAUGGAAGAGUGAAAUUGGUGCUGUGCUGUCCUGUUCAUGUGCCCUAGUGAAUAAGAAACAGGAUUUAAGUCUUAAAGAGACCUAACCUCUAUUGGCUGUGCUUCACUGCCUGUUACAUUAAUAUUGUAAUUCAAUAUAAUACAUAAUCUGGAAAUUACAUGAAAGAUUGAACAACAACAUACUACGUUAGGAUCUGCUUGUUCAAAAUGAUGCAGAAUGAACUGCCAGGCCGACCAGCAGUCUUGGCUCGAGUCGGCUCAGAAUUGUGUGUUGCAAGUAAUAAGGCCAUGCAUUGGUUGGAUGCAUAGACAGCGACAAGUACACCCAGUUCCAUCAAGUCCGUUUGCUGACAGUCAGUUUAUACAGCUUAGCUUACAUAGAAAGAUCAGGGUUGUCCAUAUUGAUGCAAGUAAACAUAACUCUAAUGGCUGGUAUGCGAAUGGAACAGGCAUAGAGACAAUGGGACAUACAUCAGACCAAGGUCACAACAGUUCCAAACAUAGAAAUUCAGAAUUAUCAUCAGAGGAAUACUGGUUCACACGAUGGAAUCGGCCACUUAGGAUAUUAGACCCCUGUAGCUGUUCAUUUAGGAAGUCUUGGAGAAAUUCAUUAGGAGAUUCCAGAUUGAUAUUAAAUCAAACACACGAAGAAACUAACUAUCGUACAAGCCAGAUGUUGGAUAGUGGUAUGUUUUGUGAAAAGUAUGUUGAUCAAGAAGAUAAAAUGCCGUCCAGAAGGCACAAGCUAUUGCGGAUUGAAACCUAUGUUGAAGAAGUACUUCAGGAAGUGUGGAGUGAAGUGUUUUUGUGUUUGUCGCAAAUUGAACAUUCAGUGAAAGAUCCAUCUCAAUUAAAAAUGAAAGAUUUGCCUCAUUGCAUUAAUAUGCAACAUAACAGUGGUUUAAAACUUGAUAAUGUUUGUAGAAUGAGAGGUGAGUCAGUUGGCAAUUAUGAGUUCAUAAAUGAUUUUAACUGUCAGACCCUAAUUUCCUUCAAUGAGACAGAAAACAAUUGCCACAUUGUAGAAACGGUUAAUAAUAAUCCACAGGGAACAAAUAAGCAACAAUCGGUCAGUAGAUCGUUGAAAUCUGUUGGCUGUGUAAAUCCUACAUUUUUGGGUUCCAGUACUAAUCCUGACCUUUUAGAACAUCGCGUGGUUUGCCAUUCUCCAACCGAGGACUGCGAUACUUCUUCUCAGAGAAAACGCGUGCCAGGUUUCGAUGGACAGGAUACAAAGUAUUUUGAUGACUUUGAUUCCGGUUUAAAUAUGGUCCCACCGGAGUCUCUUAAUCACCGUACGAAUGAUGUCGGUUAUCUGAAGACUGACGAACGUUUCAGCGCAGGUCAGCCUGCGUGCGCUAUGGAAAAUACUCAGACAGAAUGUUUUACUGCCAGUCCAGAUGGGAUUCGGCUGACCGAAGAACAAGCCCGUGUUCCUGCAGGUUCACAUUUUAAUGAUAAAAUAAUUGAAACCAAAGAAAUUGCACAAACGGACAAUCAAAGUACUUCUACCUCAGUAGAUGCACACAAAAGUGAAGAAAGUGGUUUUGCGGACGUGCGAAAGUCUCAAAAGUCAAGUACGCAGCAGAGGAAAAGCAGGCAAUGUUAUCAUACGAGGAAUCUCAGAAGAGUGAAACCAUUGCUUUAUUUUCUGCACGGAGUCGGGUGCUCGGCAGACCUGUGGUCUGCGUUGCUGCGGCACUUCACAGCCGCUGGAUAUGAGGUAUUGGCACCAGACAUGCUGGGUCAUGGUUACAGCGCUGCUCCUGAUAAUGCAUCUGCGUAUAGAUUCCAUCGUCUUCUGAAGGAUUCCAUCGAUAUAUUCGAUAGAUUUGUAGAAGAGAAUCGCAAGUGUGUCGUCAUAGGACAUGCGUAUGGGUGCAGUCUUGCUGCCGCCAUUGCUCGUUACAGACCGCAACAAGUGAGCCAUGUGGUGCUGAUCAGCGGAGGUGGACCAGCACCCCUCGCACCCCGAACAGCCGAUAGUCUUCCUCCUUCUGUGUCCCCAUGCCUCCUGGCAUGCAUGAAGCCUCUUCUGAUGUGCGGUUUUAGAAGGAAUAUCCUGUAUGCUCCCUGUGGUAAACACAUCGAGUCAUGUCCUUCGAUGAGCAGAGGCAUGCCGCACUAUGUUCUGCAUCAUGUGGCCCAAGGCCAAGACUGGCCGGAAGGAGAUGCCACAUUCUAUCGUCGCAUCCUCGCUCCAACGCUGCUCGUUCACGGUCUUCAGGAUCCAUAUGUUACUUUGGUGCAGGAAUGUGAGAUGGAAAGGACGAUUCCACGUUCAUUCCUGGAAUUGAUACCAGAUGCUGGGCAUUUAUCAAUGGUGGAAGCCCCUGUUCAUCUCAGUCACAUGAUUCAUUGCUUUAUUGAUUGGUGGAGUCGCUGAUGUCUUACGUAAAUCACUCGAAAAUGCCUCGAAGCAGACUGGUACGCAGUUUUUAUUACAGAGAUACCGAAGAAUUUUCAUGAACUUCUAGAUCUCGUCGUUGGACGACGCGGAACAGGAAAUGCACAUCUUCCAUUUUAUAUGAUGCGUCAACAUUUGGGAAUCAUCAGGUCACGUAAAAAAAAUAGUCAGUAGCAUAUUGAAUAUCACAUGUUUGUACAAAAUAUAUUUACUGUACAAACGGACAUAAAUGACAGAGCAUUUACGAGCAAGAUGGCGUAACAGGUAGAGUUAUCGACUGAGAUGCAGACUGUCCAUUUGCUAUACAAGAUGCAGCAUAAAUUACGGUCACAUUUUAUAGUUUAUUAAGUACAGGUGAAGACUCUCAAAAGACGGGAAUUUUUUUAUUUGUAACCUGAUACAGUCACAUUUCUUAAAAGCAAUAUCUAUUAGGUGACCUUGGGCUUUAUCCCAGCUGAUUUGCAACGCAGUCGAAACAAAUUCUCCUCUCCUCCCUCUACUUUUGAAACUUGGUAGAAAUGUUACUGUCUGUCCUGCAAACAUUCUCUCCUUUACUACACUGUAAAUAUACAAAAAAUUGUAUAAUGCGAUGCUUUCAUGGCAGCUGUCGUAAGUAACCCUGAGGAUGAGGACAGAGAUGGGCCUCCAAAUGUUGGCAAUUUUUAAUCAUCUGACAUGGCUGAUGGUCCUAGAAGAUUGUAUUAAUAGAAACAAUUGUGAACAAACUCUUUCUUGAUAGUUGUGACUUGAUAUAAUUUACUUUGUGGCGUACUAAUUUCAUGAUUGUCAUUGUACUCCUGACCUUCCAUCACAAUAAAAGGAUGGAUAUGAUGCCCACUAGCAGA
Zootermopsis nevadensis is the source of this 3343-nucleotide messenger RNA. RefSeq lists its product as uncharacterized. Lineage: Eukaryota; Metazoa; Arthropoda; Insecta; Blattodea; Termopsidae. Gene Ontology annotation, cellular component: membrane. The record is from RefSeq and is a predicted model, not a curated record. Gene Ontology annotation, molecular function: monoacylglycerol lipase activity. Gene Ontology annotation, biological process: acylglycerol catabolic process.